Molecule: messenger RNA, 1327 nt
Organism: Pelagomonas calceolata
Lineage: Eukaryota; Pelagophyceae; Pelagomonadales; Pelagomonadaceae
Source: the annotation of a GenBank genome assembly
GUGCUCUCGCAAAAAAAUGCCCCACAGCGGUGCCGAGCGCUUAAGAUUUUGGCAGCAGUGAAAAUGCUACACAAGAGGCGUCGCGUAACUGCGUCGCACGGCGUCUGCGGUUGCUCGCGGCACACAAAUGGCCAAUGCCAGCCUGCCUGCCAGCCACAAGAGAGUUGCUCAUGGUCGAGCCCGCUUUUGAGCCUCCGCGUCACCGUAUCAGUAUCCGGGGAUGUGAACGGGUCCUUCCAAGGCUGAUCGGACGAAAAAAAAAAUGGUAGUCCCAAACCAGCAGCUGUGACGGCAUUCAGUGCGCGGUGGCGUGUCCGAGCCCAGAGGCGUCGAGCUGGAAAGGGAGUGGCUGCGAGGGACGCCAUGAUGUCCCGGCGGCGGCCUCUGCGAAGGGCGCUGUCCCUAGCUCUACUGGUGCUUCAAAUUCAAAGCUUUCAGUUGCCAGACCCCAAACUCCACGCCGCGGAGGCCCAACGGAGUCGACGACCCCACAGUACGGGCAGCCGACGACCCCCCGCCGCGGGCCCCGCCUUGUCGGGGAGGCGACGACGAACGCCGUGCGCGCCGCUGUCGGCCGCCCCCUACGACGCCGCCGAGGCGCUCUACGCGUACAUCGCGUCGCCGUCGCCGGUCCACGACGCGCUGCACGCCGCCGGGACCGCGUACGCCGGCCUCAUCGACGCGCACCCGCUCGCGACGAAGAGCGUGACGAACGCUGUUGUAGGAGUCACGGGCGACGCCAUCGCGCAGCGCGGCCAGGUUUAUGACAGGCAGCGCGCGGCGCGCUACGCCCUCAAGGGCCUCGGCGGCGGGCUGCUGUGGGCGGUCUACUUUGAUUUCGCGGACGCCUUCGCAGUAGAAAAUGUAGACGGGCCCGCGGCGCGCGUGGCCCUGCAGAUGGCGCUCGAGCAGUUCUUCUGGGUGCCGCUCUACGUCGCGUUCUACGAUUUGCCCUUCGCUUCUCGUUUAAACGGCGUGCCCGCGCGGCGGGUCCCGAACGUCGUGCGCGACUCGUACGUGUCGACACUCGUCGCCUCCGCGAAGCUCUGGACGCCGGCGAAUUUGCUGGUCUACUCGACGCCGGUCGAGUACCGCUUACUGGUAAGCAACAUCUUCGACCUCGCGUGGAACACCGUCAACAGCGACAUCGCCGCGAGCUGCUCGGAGGAGUGCCCCGUCGGCGACGGGCCGCCGGGCGCGUCGCGCAUGUGCCCGCCCGAUCGACCGCCGGAGGCGCUGCCGACGUCGCGAUAGCUUUUUCGGGCUGCGCAGAAGCGCACGCCCCUGUGUUUCGUUCGUCCGAAUAUUUAUCGUAGUUUGAAGUAAG